Molecule: messenger RNA, 2463 nt
Organism: Centropristis striata (black sea bass)
Lineage: Eukaryota; Metazoa; Chordata; Actinopteri; Perciformes; Serranidae
Product: homeobox protein orthopedia B-like
Exons: 3
Coding region: 305-1288 (327 amino acids)
Biological process (GO): neuron differentiation; regulation of DNA-templated transcription
Molecular function (GO): DNA-binding transcription factor activity, RNA polymerase II-specific; DNA binding
Source: RefSeq, a predicted model, not a curated record
UUGGGUCUAUGCGCGCGCAUGGUUGCUUGCGUGCGUGUGUGUGUAGAGAAAAAAAGAGGGAGAGGGGGGAGUCACGUCGCUGACAUUUCCCAGCUCCCGCUCUGAUUGGCUCUUAUUUGAGGAAGCUCACGGGUUCUUUCAACUAAUAAGCGCCUCCCCAUCGCUCUAAAGGACAUUAUAAUGCAAGGGACCUCCUUUUUUAACCACAAACCGAAUUUUCGUUCAUUUAGACCAUAUAUACUUUUUAAAUUGCCCAAAGUUGUGGGAUUUUUUUGGACCGCGUUUCACCCUGGAGCGGUACGCGAUGCUCUCUCACGCCGACCUCCUGGAUGCUCGGCUCGGUGAGUUAUCAUCACUAAACUCCGGCCCUAAACUCCAGUGGAUGAAGGAUGCUGCAGAGUUACUCGGACACCGAGAAGCUCUCAAGUGCCGGCUGGGUGGUGGGGUGCCAGACCAGGGGCAUCCAGGAGACAUGGCCCCUGGUUCAGACUCUGUGGAGGGGACUACUCUCCUGCCGGGUGAAGACAUCGCCACAGUGGGAUCCAACUCAGCUGGAAUGCCGGUGAACGGAAAGGAGCAGGAGAAGCAGCAGCAGCAGCAGCAGCAGCCGCAGCAGAGCUCCAGCCAGUCCGCCAGCCAGCAGAAACAGAAGCGGCACAGGACGCGCUUCACCCCGGCGCAGCUCAACGAGCUGGAGCGCAGCUUCGCCAAAACCCACUACCCGGACAUCUUCAUGAGGGAGGAGCUGGCGCUGAGGAUCGGCCUCACCGAGUCCAGAGUUCAGGUUUGGUUUCAGAACAGACGCGCUAAGUGGAAGAAAAGGAAGAAGACCACCAAUGUGUUCCGCUCCCCGGGGACGCUGCUCCCCACACCGGGCCUGCCACAGUUCUCUGCCGCGGCCGCCAUGGAGAACAGCCUGUGCUCCUUCCACGCCAACGACUCUCGCUGGGCCACGGGGAUGCCGGGGGUCUCCCAGCUGCAGCUCCCGUCGGCUCUGGGCCGCCAGCCGGGCAUGCCCCAGUCCCUGUCACAGUGCAGCCUGGGCCCAGGCCCGCCACCAAACUCCAUGGGUCUCUCCAACGGCCUUUCCUCCAACGGCUCCGGUCUGCAGUCCCACCUCUACCAGUCGCAUUUCCCCGGAAUGUCGGCCUCUCUCUCCGGCCCCACGAACGUAUCGGGCUCCCCGCAGCUGUGUAGUUCCCCGGACAGUGACAUGUGGAGAGGGACAAGCAUCGCGUCACUGCGGCGCAAAGCGCUGGAGCACACAGUGUCCAUGAGUUUCACUUAGUGACUUUUUGAAAAAACACUCCACCGCACCCCUCUCCCCCUCACUCCCUCUCCCCAGCCCCACCCUGCGGCUCUUUUUCUGUUUUUAUUCCCGCUAUUAGAUCAAAAUGAGAGAGUGAGAGAGCGAGCGAGCUAAUCAGGCCUGAAAUGUGAGAAAAUGGAGACUAUAUGUGACUUCAUCUAGACAUAAUGACAAAAAGAAAAAGGACAACACUGAUGAACACACGGAAGAAAAUAUCUUGGGUUUGGGGUUAUUUAUCUUGUUAAUUCAAAAAGGAUUUUAUCAACUAUUGAUGAUAAAUACUAUUGUAAUGAUCUCUAGAAUAUAGGCCCUAAUUAUUGAGAGCCAAACAAUCGUCGUAUUUACGUUUUCAUUGAGUGUGUCUUUACGCACACAUGUUAUUGUGUUCAGGUGAAGUUGUGUUAUGUCAAACGGUUAUUUAUAAGAUUGGGUAUACAUUUUGUUAACAGCCUACCACACACGCGCCAUACUGUAGGUGGGCCUAUUGAAGUGGAUCUCGGGCAUGCACCGUGCAUGUGGAUUUAAACGCUUGGAUAAUUUAAGGAGAAAAUGGUGCCCAGUCAGAUUGAAGAGGUACUUUUUGUUAGGCGACCUCAGUCUCGUCUGCAUGAGACGGGAGCAUAAAAAAACAAUGAUCUUUCAGUAGGCCUACGCUGUUUUUAGGAUGUUUUGUGUAGAUAAAACAUUCUUGCUAUGUACCCGCUGGUCUUUUUUGUGACAUGUUUUAACUUAUUGUAUGUGCUAUUACUUGACACAUUUCUUAAAUGUUUGAUCUUACAUCGAAAUGCACCACAUUGACGGGUUUGUACCAAUUUAAAAUGAACAAACAAAUAAAAGUAAUUUUCAAGAAUGUGAAAACAAGAAUGAUUCAUGUCUCCAUUGAGUUUAAUCAGAUAUUUAAUAUCCAUUUGUAAAAAAAAAAAAUCCUAUAUGAGUAUCUAUAUAUUUACCCUCAGGACUGACUGUGGUAGGUUGUUGAUGAUACUUAUUAAUAGGCCUACUUGUAGGGGUAUAUUGUAGUUAUAUGGAUUCUAUCCAUUAAAAAUGGUCAUUAUUACAUUUUUUCUUACGUGUUUCCUAAAACCUUCUCAGAUGUGAUUUUGUUGCACAGACUUGUAUUGUUAGUGGUGUUUGCUCAGUGGCCAGUGUUUGAG